AUUGCUUUUUUACUUUCUUUUUCUCUUGUAUCUCUUUGGAUUCUGAUUCAUACUAGUAUGGGCUUUCGAGGUUUCUGUUUAUACUUGGUUUUAUUGGCUCUCAGUUUGGAGCCACAGAACCUGAAAUCUGAGGAACUGACAUGCAAUCCAAAUGACUUGAGAGCCUUGGCUGGUUUCUCCAAUUGUUUAGAGUCGGCAAUUGCUGGGUGGAACAGCACUGUAUCUCCUGAUUGCUGCACUUGGUCUGGAAUCACUUGUGAUAAUUCCACUGUUUCGGGAAGAAGGGUGGUUGGCUUGGAACUUGGCAGCAAAAAACUUGAAGGGAAGAUUUGUGGAUCCCUGGCAGGCUUGAGUCAAUUGAGAGUUCUAAACCUCUCUCAUAAUUUCCUUCAGGGGUCACUUCCUGAUGAGUUGUUUAGUCUGCCAUACAUAGAGAUCAUAGACUUAAGCAACAAUGCUUUUGCUGGGUCCAUCAACAACAAAGGUAUGUGUACAAUAUCUACAAGAAUUCAAGUGCUUAAUUUCUCUAAUAACCAUUUUUCUGGACAACUUCCAAAAGAUUUAGCAAAUUGUACUUUCCUAAAUCAUCUCUCUUUUGAUGGGAAUAGUUUAUCAGGGAGUUUGCCCGGAACUCUCUUCCAGCUAAAAAAUCUUAGUGAACUGAAUCUUCAGGGUAAUAGGAUAUCUGGACCAUUGAGUAAUGGAAUUGGUAACCUCUCUAACCUUGUCAAACUGGAUAUCUCCUCUAAUUUGUUUUCUGGAGUUCUUCCAGACAUUUUUGGGAGCCUUGCAAGGCUUGAGCACUUCUCAGCCAUGUCAAAUUCAUUCACUGGUCAUUUGCCUAAUUCGCUGGUAAACUCUCCAUCACUUCAAAUGUUGAAUUUGAACAACAACUCUCUAAGUGGUCCAAUCAAUCUCAACUGUUCUGCAAUGAAAAAUCUUGUCUCCCUAGGCCUUGGUAGUAACCUAUUCCUUGGUCCAAUUCCUGAUGGUCUUUCCUCCUGCAGAGGAUUGAAAGCACUCAAUCUUGCCCGCAACAACCUCGGCGGUGAACUCCCUAAUAACUUCAAGAAUUUGAAGUCUCUAACACAGCUCUCACUGUCAAACACUAGCCUUAGUAAUAUAUUAUCAGCUCUUAGGAUUCUACAACAUUGUAGGAAUUUAAGUAUGUUGGUACUUACAAGGAACUUUCUUGAUGAACAAAUUCCAAAUGAUGUGAGUCUGGAAUUCAAAAACCUCAACAGUCUAAUUCUUGCCAAUUGUCAACUCAGAGGUCCAAUCCCACAAUGGUUGAGUCGUUGUCACAAGUUGCAGUUUUUGGAUUUGUCUUGGAAUCAUUUGGGGGGAAACAUACCAUCAUGGUUCGGAAAGUUUGAUUCUCUCUUUUACUUGGAUUUUUCUAAUAAUUCUUUCAAAGGUGAGAUACCAAAGAGCUUGACUGAACUACAAAGCCUCAUAAUUGGGAAUAUCACAAUAGAAGAGCCUGUCUCAAGCUUUCAACUUUACGCUGCUCGAUAAGGUGAACCAAGCUUAAGUUAUAGGCAGAUUUCAGGCCUUCGACCAACUUUAGACCUGAGUUACAACGUUCUCCAAGGCCCAAUCUGGCCUAGUUUUGGGAAUUUGAAAAGGCUCCAUGUUUUGAACCUGAAAGAGAAUAAUCUGUCAGGCCCUAUUCCGAAUAAUUUAUCAGGGAUGACAUACUUGGAGAAAGUUGAUUUGUCUCACAAUAAACUAUCAGGAGAGAUACCUCGUGCCUUGGUAAAUCUUAGCUUUCUGUCGACUUUCGACAUAUCCUAUAAUCAGUUGUGUGGGGAAAUCCCUGAAGGAAGCCAGUUUGAUACAUUUCCAGAUACAAGCUUUGAGGGAAACAAUGGUCUCUGUAGUGCAGAGUACUGUACUUGCCAGUCUGAACAGACUCUUCAUUCUCUGGGGGAGAAAAAAAUGACAACUAUUGGUCUACCGUUUGGAAUUGGAGCUGCAACAGGUUUUGUUCUUACUGUAAUCUGCUGCUUCAUGUCCGGAUUGUCACUUCCAUAGCCGGACAAGAGGCAGAACAUAAAAAUUAUAAUAGGAAACUAGGUGUAUUGUAAAGAACAAAAAUAAUAUGUGUGUAUUACCUCUUAUUGUCUUAUUUGAUAGUGUGCCAGAUUUCCUUGACUUCAUAUGGAAAUGGUGCAGUUAUGUUAAUUAAAGCUUCUGUUUAGGAUGCAGUAGAAACGCAGCAAAGAAUGUGUUGUAUUAUUUAUGGCUGGUAUGUUGAAAUUGUAUUAUAUUUGUUGCGG
This is a messenger RNA of Quercus lobata, 2282 nucleotides long. RefSeq names its product phytosulfokine receptor 1-like. Gene Ontology annotation, molecular function: protein binding. The coding region runs from base 58 to 1518 and encodes 486 amino acids. The record is from RefSeq and is a predicted model, not a curated record. NCBI's taxonomy places the organism in Eukaryota, Viridiplantae, Streptophyta, Magnoliopsida, Fagales, Fagaceae. The transcript has a single exon.